UGGCAAAAGGGGAGAGGGAAUGAGGCCACAGUCCCCUCCCAGCCAAAACAACCACAGCAAACUGGUAUAUAUAUCUGUGGAGUGGGGCAGAUACAGUGCCAGACACUGCGGAGACAAAGGCAUUUGUGUCAAGAAGAGGGAGCAAGUCAAUCAUCCUCAAGCUAUGAAGCUUCUGAUCGUCAUUGUCCUCCUGGGAAUGGCAGUUCUCUGCCUGAGCCGUCAAGGUGCUGAUCGUUCCAAUAGCGUAGCUGAUUCUCGCAGCUCAGAAGCAUUUCUCUCCAGACAAGAGGCUGGUAAUUUUGCGAGAAGACACAGGCGUAGUAAUAUACACCACCAGGUGAGUGGUGGUGCUGUGAGAUCUCCACUGGAGGCCAAAAGGGAGGUUUGCGAGCUGAACCCAGACUGUGAUGAACUUGCUGAUCAUAUAGGAUUCCAGGAGGCCUACAGACGCUUCUAUGGACCUGUGUUACCCAGCAGACGCUGAUUAGUUCCAGUAUACUUGCCUCCUCCUACGCCCAGAUUACUGCCACCUUAUAUUAUAAAGCACAAACGCAUACUAUUGAAGUCUGCUUACAAUAUGUAAUGUAAACUGCACAGUCAAUCAAAAAAAGAAUUUGGUGCUAUUACUGGCGUUUGGAGGAUUAUAGCCAAAAUAUGGAUUAAUUGUUGUGCAUGUAAAAACUUCAUUUAUUAUAGUGCUUACUGAUAAAAAAAAAAUGUGCCUGAUUGCCAUUAGUGAAACAAGAUGUGUUAAUUAAUUGGACUAAACUAGUCAGAAGCUGACGCGUUUUGUGUACAAAUCACACUUCAUCAGAUAAUAUAAACUGGCCCAACCUGAAGACAGUUUCAGGAAGUGAUGACUUAUUGCUUUUGAAGGGAAGUAGACAAACAGGGAGAAUGUUUUCAGAUCCAUUGACAGGUUCUCUGUAAAUUAAAGAUGUUAUUACAUAAUACCAACAA
This is a messenger RNA of Bombina bombina (fire-bellied toad), 960 nucleotides long. It is a transcript of the gene BGLAP, whose product is annotated as bone gamma-carboxyglutamate protein. Gene Ontology annotation, molecular function: structural constituent of bone; hydroxyapatite binding; calcium ion binding. The transcript is spliced from 4 exons. Lineage: Eukaryota; Metazoa; Chordata; Amphibia; Anura; Bombinatoridae. The coding region runs from base 20 to 484 and encodes 154 amino acids. The record is from RefSeq and is a predicted model, not a curated record. Gene Ontology annotation, biological process: regulation of cellular response to insulin stimulus; response to vitamin K; osteoblast differentiation. Gene Ontology annotation, cellular component: extracellular region.